Messenger RNA from Salvia miltiorrhiza (redroot sage), 1266 nucleotides. RefSeq names its product pentatricopeptide repeat-containing protein At1g62930, chloroplastic-like. NCBI's taxonomy places the organism in Eukaryota, Viridiplantae, Streptophyta, Magnoliopsida, Lamiales, Lamiaceae. The transcript has 3 exons. The record is from RefSeq and is a predicted model, not a curated record. Gene Ontology annotation, molecular function: protein binding. The coding region runs from base 1 to 1143 and encodes 380 amino acids.
AUGGGGUUGAGCUUAGGAAGAAAUGGAAGGAGUUUGGCCGAAGCUCCAUGCUGUCGAAGACGCAUCAGUGAUAGGGGGAUUUCACCGGAUGUCGUGACAUAUAAUUCAAUAAUUGAGGGCUUAUGCAAGAUGAGAAGAGUGGAUGAGGCUCAAGACAUUUUAAGGAAGAUGAUAGCUAAUAAGGUCUGCCCAAAUGUGUGGACGUAUAAUAUCUUUGUGGAUGCUUGGUGCAAAGAUGGAAAAGUGGAAGAGGCCGAGUAUACAUUGGUAAAAAUGAAGGAGAUUGAUGUUCAACCCAACAUUGUCACUUAUACUGCAUUGAUCAAUGGAUAUUGUUUACAAGGAAAAAUGGAGGAAGCCGGACGCAUUUUCCAAUUGGCAGUAAAUUCUGGAAUCAAGCCCGAUAUCAUAAGCUACUGUAGCCUGAUGAAUGGGUAUUGCAAAAUCGGGCGAGUCGAUGAAGUUUCACGUCUUUUUACCAAAAUUGGCACUGAAGGGUUAGAGCGCAAUGUUGUUUGUUAUGGAACAAUGCUAGAGGCGCUAUUUCGUGAAGGCAGAUGUGAGGAUGGCUUGAAUUUGUUCAAAGAGAUGCAAGCUCUAGGAUUGUCUCCUGAUGUGAAGACUUACAAUAUCUUGUUGGAUGGUCUGUGUAGUGCUCAUCGUAUCACUGAAGCAUUUUCCAUAUUGCACACUAUGGAAGGUAAAGGCAUCGUUCCAGACAUAGUAACAUUCAAUAUUCUCAUUGAGGGAUUGUGCAACGACAACAAAGUCAGAGAAGCAAAAGAUCUAUUUGACAAGCUUCCAUCCAAAGGUUUGCAGCCUCACGUCAUAACUUAUACAAUCCUUAUCGGUGCACUUUGUGAGGAAGGGCAGAUAGAGGAGGCUAAGGAUUUGAUGAUGCAAAUGGUAAGCAACGGUUGCUUGCCUAAUAGUGUAACAUACAAUGUUUUUGUUCGAGGUCUUCUCAAAAUGAACAAGAUGCUUGAUGCAAUGCCACUUUUGGAAGAGAUGGAUUCAAGGGGAUUUACACUUGACAAAACUGCAUAUUCGAUGUUGAUUGAACAUGUUAAAAUGGAAGGUAGAAAUAGUGUUCUGGUUGAUAAGGUUAAGAAACUUUUACCGAAGGACUUCUAUUCUAGUUAGGUUUUAUGUUGUGUUUGUCGGUUAAGAAUUAUUGCAAUAGAGCUUAAGGGGAAAGUACAUUUGCUUAUUUGUUUAUUUAAUCUUUAUGUUAUGAUGAUUUAAAAUGUUUCAAUUUUGUAGUUG